This is a messenger RNA of Brassica napus (rape), 1088 nucleotides long. Its product is annotated as UPF0481 protein At3g47200. The record is from RefSeq and is a predicted model, not a curated record. NCBI's taxonomy places the organism in Eukaryota, Viridiplantae, Streptophyta, Magnoliopsida, Brassicales, Brassicaceae.
GACGAAUCCUUGGUGAUUUUGACGUCAUAUUUGACUUAUCAAUACAAGUCAUCUUUGUCAUGUCACUUUUUCGGCCAGUCAAAUUAUAACGUCCACUUAAAUUUUGUUCUCAAAAAUAUUAUGAUUGCAAUUUUGCUACAACAACUUUUGUUUUAAUCAUGACCCACCUCUUAACUCUCCCAAGCCCAAAUACUCCCAACUAACCAAAUAGCAGAUGACCUCUAAGAAGUUAUUCUCCCACCUAAAAUUAUAGUGUCUAUCAUCACUCCCAGUACAAACUUGGUGCUUCGUGGUAAUUUCUAAACCUGAAAGACUCUUCCUUUUUCUCUAUCUCGUUCUAUGCAUUCACUUCACAGUCUUCACCUCUCAGUUUCCUUCCUUUGUUCCCUAAAAAACUUCUAAAGCUCAUUUUAAUAAGACUCUUAAUAAACGAACAAGAUUUUGAGAAUUCUAUUCGGGAGGGGAGACAUGAUCCAAGGAAUUACUGAACAAGAUAUUGAGAAAGCUGAAAGCACCAAUAAAGAUGUUGAAAAUGCUAAUAGUUCAAGGAAGCCAAAAGUUACCAAGAUGAUGAUGAGAAGUUUGCAGAAAUUUUAGCAAAGAUGAAUAUGCUCAUUCAUAUUGGUGCAGAAUCUCCGAAGUUUCAAAGAAAAGGGGAAGGUUCGUGUAGCAUAUUCAAGAUUCCCCAAAGCCUGAAGAAGAACCAUCAGAAGGGCUAUGAGCCUGAGAUAGUGUCAAUAGGUCCUUACGAUCACGGGAAAGAGCAUCUCCAAAUGCUCGAGGAGCAUAAACAUCGUUAUUUGAAACUCUUCCUUGGUGAGGCAAAAGAUGGUGUCGAUACGAACACUUUGGGCAGAAAAAUAUUGCAAAUGGAGACAGCUAUCCGGAACUCUUACUCUGAGAAGCUAGUAGUUAUAAAACCGGAAUUCCUAAAAAUGAUGCUCCUCGAUGGUUGUUUCAUUCUUAUGUUGUUCUUCUUCAUAUCAAGACACGUUCCUUCAAGUAAGAAGUCACCACUCUCCACCUCCGGAGUGAUCUUUUGCUUUUGGAAAAUCAGGUUCCUUUAAUUCUUCUCAACACACUUUUGA